Molecule: messenger RNA, 393 nt
Organism: Symbiodinium necroappetens
Lineage: Eukaryota; Dinophyceae; Suessiales; Symbiodiniaceae
Source: the annotation of a GenBank genome assembly
AUGCAUCCGUACUACCACCAUCAUGGAUACUCCUGGGGCGGAUACAAUCGCCAGGAUAUCUAUGGAAUGCCAUGUACAUCCGGGACCUGGUCGGGCUCCUGCAGCUCUUGCGUGAGCCUUUAUGGCGGUUCCUCUUGCAACGUGAUGAUGUCGCCAAAGAUCGACGCCGCGAGGGACGACCUCAUGAACACGGGCUUCGCGCCUGCGCAGGUGGCCUGGCCCAUCACCGUCACGAUCACGCACCUCUCCGGGCCGGACUUCACCCCCUCCCUGAUCUGCCCCCCACAGAAUGGAACGGGAGACUGGCAGCCACCGGCGAUGAAGCAGCUUUUCUUGACCCUCACGGCCUUGGGCGAGAGAACAGGUGCGGACGCAUAUGUCAGCGGCCACCAG